This is a messenger RNA of Owenia fusiformis, 4191 nucleotides long. Lineage: Eukaryota; Metazoa; Annelida; Polychaeta; Sabellida; Oweniidae. The record is from the annotation of a GenBank genome assembly.
AGUAUGGCGGCCUAACAACUCAUAGCAACAUGUACAUAAAUUACUUAAAAGUCAUAUUAUAAACAAAUAUCGGAUUGAAUUAUGGAUAUAUUUCAAUAAUUAUAACAAUAAUAGUGUUUUACAAACUACUAAAAUGAGAAACAAUGCAAAAUGAGUAUUUUACAUGAGUAAACAACUCCUGAAUUGUGGACUUCAAAAAUGAAAGCUUUGGAGCAUAUAUCUGAGGAGAAUUUGGAGGAUCUGCUUGCCUAUGAUGACCUCUUCCUGGACUACUUUAAUGCUUUCCUCUCCUUACCUGCAUUCCCUCAGCCCUUGUAUUACAACAGACUCACUGGGACGUUCCAAGAGCGUGAAGGGGUGGUGAGUCACAGUAUUCAUGGUUCAGUGGUUCUACCUGAGACCCCUCCAUAUGGAGCGACUGAUAAGGAGCGGGAACACAUGCUGGCCUGGGCUAAAGCUGAGCGACUGCCUUUCUUCUUGAAUACCGAGCUGUUUAGGGAGUUCAAGCUGUGUAAGCUGUUACUACGACAACUAGAAGAUGGACGUAUGAGUGGCAAGAGCUCUCAACAACAAGUGCGUGGCUACAGUCGUCAGAGUGAGAGCUACGUGUCCAGCCUUAGCAACAGUGCAGAUAACAGUGCCAAUGAAGACUCCACUGACUAUGAGGGGGAGUAUGUCAUAUGUGGUGGCAUUAGGAGGUCUGCUUUGUACCCCUAUGAGAGACCUGGUAGCAGAGCUCUUAGUUUACCCCCGAAACUUGGCCUGGGUCAUGUGGAUUCCCAAGACCCAUCAAGCAGCAGAUCCCUACAUGGGGCAGACAGUAAGCGUACAGUGAGCAAAAAUACCAGUCGUAGCGCAGGUAGCAAACAGACUGGCCGUACUUCCAGCAAAAAUCAGACUGUUCCCCCUCAAACCUUUGACUCUGGUAUGGGGACAUCUCUGAUGCCAAGCACACGUGAAGAUAUGGGCCCAAGAGAGAUCACCUUCACCACCCGCAAUGACACAGUCCUAGACUCAAUUAAUGAGGAUGAAAUAGGACCAAGUGUGUCUAGGCAGGUUUCUGCCAAAAGUGAAAGGUCAUCAAAAGUGGUCAAAAGUGCAAAAAGACGCCAGAGUAAGACUCAGAAUGGUGGAGAUGUCAAGCAGAGUAAGGCGGAGAAUGGGAAACGUGCAAACUCAGCACCUCAGAACUACUUGGACUUCCUUGGAAUGAAGAAUUACUCAGACUAUGAUGCCAUGUAUGGUGAAGAUGAGCCUGAGGCAGGGGAUAUGCUGGUAACAUUCCAGGAGGAGUUCCAAGAUGAACAGACAACUGAGAUUGAGGUUAAGACACUAGAAAUUAAACUGAAUAUGAGUUUACAAGAAAUGAAGGAAAAGAUGCUUGGUUCAGUUGAAAAGAUGGCAGCUUUUAAGAGGUUCCUUGACGACACAUCGGGGAAGUUUGCCUUUAGUUUCUGGAAAGAUUGUGAGUACUACAAGGAUACUACAGAGACCUGGGACGAAACUUCAGGCCUCAUAUCUAGGAAUAAACUAUUCCGUGACAUAAGGGACAGAUAUCGGAUGAAUCUGACAAAAGAAGCCAGGGCCCAGCUAGCGAAGGCAUCAGGCAGUAGCAAUUUAAGUCAUACAAUAUUCAUACGUGCGCAAUAUGAUGUUUUAAGACGUUUACGGACUUAUUGGUUGCAAAGAUUUAUUCUUCAUCAAGAACGAACUAAUAAGGAGAUAUUCUUAACUCCACGAUCAGACUAUGAAAGUAUAACGUCAGAGGUACCGGAUUUACCCCAAAAGUCAUUAGUGUCACGAUCACAAACAGUUGUUUCAAAUACUACAUUCUUUCCUUCAAUCUCAUUGGUUAAUUCUCUACCAGUCAGAGCAGAGGAAGUGCUGCAUGCAGCGAGAACGUGUGAUUGGGAGUUUAUACGCAAAAGUGGCAGGGCAUUAGACAAUAGAGUGAAAUCUGCUAAAGUUCGCUUUGAACCAACUACGGCUAGUAGCCGCACAUUGAGAGAGAGGCUGAUUACUGCACUCUCAACUGACAGAGAUGCUGGAGGACCAUUCAAACAGUUCCUGGAAAGGACUGACCCCUACCUACUUGCCAACUUCUUAUUCUGGGAGGAUGUCACUGAAUAUGGCCAGUCUGAAGACAGAUCAGCAGAUAGGCUGCUUAGGAUGGGACAUGCCUGGCUUAUAUUUAACAGAUAUCUCUCACUCAAUAGUCCUUACAACAUAGGUCUGAUGCCAGCAGAGAGGGACAAGAUGUAUGCAGUAUUACUGAACACCAGAGACUUUGUAGAAGCCAAAUUAUUCCAGGGUGCCAAAAACCAUGCCACGAUUUUACUAGAGAAAGCUUGGAUCAGAUAUCUGAAAGAGGAUCUAAAGACAUAUAUUGAGAGUCGUAUAAGAGACACAGAUGAUGAUGUGCCCACCACUGCUGACGAGAUUGAGGUUGUAGUUGAGAAAGAACAGGUGAUUGUCAGACGUCGACCCUGGGUAGCUAGAUAUCCACAGUCUACAGAUUCAGAACGAGGGCAGAGAUUACGAACUGCUCUUUCCAUGGCGGAGAGUAUUGAUGAAGCACGACGCACUGAAAUACGACAGAAGAUGCGCGAGAGACGACGUAUCAUGGAAAAGGAACGAAAGAAAGCUGUCAGAGCUGCUAAAGCCAGACAGGCUGAAUUGAAGAAAAUGAAGCGAAAAAAUGUGACUUUCAAAAAGAAAGAAGAGCAGGCCGAGCAAGAUCAGUAUGACGAUGAGGACCAGAAUGAGGAAGACUCUAACAGAGGGUACAGUCCCCAGUACAGGGAAUCUAGAAACCGUAGUGUCAGAAGUGAGGAGAGUGAUGAAAAACCAGCAGAUGUCCCUUCUGAGAAGAAAGUCACAUUCUCGACAAUGGCUGAUAAUAAAGGGGUUAUCUCGUUGUUUAAGAAGUACAUGGCUGAAAAUGAGACGAGGGAACGCAUGAACCUACUCAACCUGUACCUUGAUGUUGAUGCCUACAAGAGCAUGGGAGCAAAAACUGACCCAAAGGACAAGAAGAAGAAAGAUUUGCAGUCAAAUUAUAUAUUUAAGACAUAUUUUGAAAGCACAGCAAGGAAGAAGGUACACUUGAGUGAUAAGAUCUAUGCAAGGCUCAGUGUGGAGAAGGAUCGACCCCGCUCUCCAACCCUUAAGGAGACCCAGAAUCAUCUCACGCCACAACUUACGGAGCUCUUUGAUAACUUCUGGAAGUCUCAGGCUGAUGAGUUUGGUAUGGACUCUAAGCAGAUGGCCAACAUGUCGCAGGCUGAGAUGGCGCUGAGGUCUGACAAUGACACGAGUCUACUAAAGGGAUGGAACAAGAAGAAAGGAGGCAAGAAUAACAAGCCUGAUGGACGAGCACAACCGACCAAAGAGGACAAGGUUGAAUUUCUGAUGAUGCUCACUGAGAGUUGUCAGGGUGAUAUGCCAAUCAAAAUGCAGUAUUUUCUCAAAUAUCUCGUAAAACAUGGCGAGGAUGAUGGGUUCCCUAUGGCUGACAAAGAUCUAUGGUUUUACAUGGAGGUGCAGAGGUUUAGGGACUGCCACCAUAGUUUCAGUGAUGAGCAGUUACUUCAGCGUAAGGUGCAGUCAAUGUUAGACACAUACCUUGAUGCCAGCACACAGCCCUCUUUACAAAUUGACAUAUCGAGUGAUAUCCACCAGAAGACCAUACGCUCCUGCCAGAGGUACCUAGCUGGUAAGGACAUGAGUCCUGGUAUAUUUGAUGAGGCGCAGUACCUCGUCUUCAAGGAGUUGCUUCCAUACUGGGCUGGCUUCUCAAAAUCUUAUAAACCCCCUGUGGAUAAUGCAAGGCCUAUGACAAAACAUGAAAAAGAUUUGAAAAAGCGCUAUGAACUGUUUGAGUCUUGGGAACCCCCUAAGAAGGCAGAUUUCCAACUUCCCACGCUACCCCAAAGGGGGGCAGUGUGUAGUGUCACUUUCACAAUGGCCAAGGGGAUUGAAUAUAAGGAGGCUGGUGGUUUUGAGGAGGCUGGUGAGAGUCUUGCUGCUACACCAGUGAGUGGUAUAGCCCCAAUGAGAGUCCUGAAUCGCUCCAGUAGUACCCUGCACCUCAUACCACCCACCAUCAGUGAACUACCCCCACAGCAGAGUAGGCGCAGGCUAAGUGUCAUAGCUGCCAAAUAGGCAAUGAUUCUCCACAGCAGAAUAGGC